AUGGCGGAGAGCGGCAGGAAGCAUCCGGUGUUGCUGUACAUUCACGGCGAGAGCUACGACUGGGGCAGCGGAAACCCCUACGAUGGUAGCGUCCUAGCGAGCUACACGGACCAAGUGAUCGUCACCAUGAACUACCGGCUGGGCGUGCUCGGCUUCCUGAACGCCAACGUGGCGCCGCAGACCAAGGCGAGGGUUGCGAAUUAUGGCCUCAUGGACCAGAUCGCCGCUCUGCACUGGGUUAAGGAGCACAUCGCGCGCUUCGGGGGCGAUCCCGAGAAUGUCACCCUCAUGGGCCAGGGCACCGGCGCCGCGUGCGUGCAUUUUCUCGCCAUUAGCCCCACCGUCAUUCGGGGAUUAUUCAAACGAGCCAUACUGCUGUCGGGCAGCGCCCUUUCGUCCUGGGCCGUGAUAGAAGAUCCCGUAUCCUACGCUCUGAAAUUAGCCAAGGCUGUCAACUGCUCCGUUCCCGAUGAUCUUCUCAAAGAUAACGAGCUUAUAGUCGACUGUUUGAGGGAGAGCAGUCUGGAAGAACUGAUGCAGGUCGACAUUCAACCGCCGACGUUUCUCAGCGCGUUUGGCCCAAGUGUCGAUGGUGUCGUCAUCAAACCGGAUUUCCAAAAGGACCUUCUGUCCUACCUCGGCCCUGAGUUUCAAGGAUUCGGCCCUCUCCCAAAGAAAGCUGAACACGGCGCGCCAAUCACGAGCAACAAUAAAUAUGACUUAUUGUUCGGCGUGACAACGAGUGAGGCUCUCUGGAAGUUUGCGGAAAAGGAUGUCCUGCAAGGAUUCGAGGGCGAGAGGAGAGACAGAAUCAUCCGCACAUACGUGAGGAACGCUUACGUCUAUCACCUCACCGAGAUAUUUUAUACAGUAGUGAACGAGUAUACGGACUGGGAGCGAACAGUUCAACAUCCUGUCAACACGAAGGAUGCGUGUGUACAGGCGUUGAGCGAUGCGCAGUUCGUGGCGCCGCUCGUGCAAACCGGAGAUCUCUUCACCUUGAGACACACCAAGAAACCAAACAGCCCCCACAUCGCGCCGAUCCUCGACAGCGAGGAGGAGCCUAUGCCCAAGACUUACUUUUACGUGUUCGACUAUCAGAUGAAGGACGGCGAUUAUCCUCAGAAGAUGGGCUCGGUGCACGGCGAAGAGCUUCCAUUCGUCUUCGGGGCACCAUUGUGGGUGGAGGGAUUUGGCCAUUUUCCGAAAAACUACACGAGACUAGAAAUGGCACUCUCGGAGAGUAUCAUGCAGUAUUUUGCGAACUUUGUGAAAACUGGAAAUCCGAAUAUUAUCGAGCAUCACGGGAGAAACGAGACUCUGCUGCCAGCCAGCAGGGAAAAGAGCCGAUUUCGAACUUUGUCCUGGGAACAGUACGACCCGGUACACCAAAAAUACUUGGAAAUCGGAAUGAAGCCGAAAAUGAAGAAUCAUUAUAGAGCGCAUCAGCUGUCGGUCUGGCUGCGCCUCGUCCCAGAGCUUCAUCGUGCUGGAAUGGAGGAUGUCGAUUCCAGGCACAACUUGUUCCGUGGCCAUAGCGACCCCAGUCUAUACGACGGCUUCGUGAGACCAGAUCCUCUCAGCAGGAUCAGCGAAGAGUUCAAGAGGAAGAACCUUAGCACGGAUCCACCAACCACGACGGAUUAUAGCAUCACGACAUGCGUCAGCCUUAUUCCGGGCACCAAUCUUCAAAACGUCCAUAAUGCCAGUACCGACACCCUAGCCAGCUUGGACGCCGCCGGUUACGCGGCGUAUUCGACAGCUCUGAGCGUGACAAUCGCGAUCGGCUGCAGCCUGCUGAUCCUAAAUGUCCUGAUAUUCGCCGGCGUCUAUUAUCAAAGGGAUAAAACGCGGCUCGAGGUGAAGAGCCUUCAGCAGCAACAGAUGUUGAAUCAACAAUGCGGUCCUCGCGGUUUCACCGAGCUGAAACAGCCACCGCCUCCACAUUCGCAUUACGCUGGCGGAGGCCAAGUGAUCGUCGACGUCGAGAAUGAAAUGCUAAGAAGGAAUGUAAUGAAAGGUCCUCCUAACGAUUCUAGCGUUCCUUUUCAAGGCCAAGGAACUCAUACACUGCCUCAUCAGCAUCAUUACCAAAAACAGCACCAACAGCAGCACGCCACUCUUCCUCGUGGAACAUCAGUCAUUCAAGACAUAAAUACGCAAACUCAAGGUCCUCCAAACGGAUCCAUCCAUUUGACGGUCCCGCGGGCACCCCCGCCGCCCAGGGCAAAGAGUCCGCCGGAGAACCAGCCUCUUCUGCAAAGCGCGACGGUUUCUAGCCGCGUGUCGCAGGCGACGAUGAGCGAGAUGCGAGUGUGAUGCUUGGACCCCCCUCCGAAGCCAGUCGUCCCAGAUGUCCUCACGGCGUCGACCUUGCUCUAGGCAGUUCGCCGCGGACCUGUUGAAGUGGCCUUAAACGGCUGCUAACAUUUCGACGGGUCGACGCAGGAUGUCCCAGGGAACGUGAGCUCCGGACGAACGGAGGGGGGUGCUGGAGAGUGACUUCCUCACAACUGAGGGAUGGUCGAGCCGAGAUUACCGGGUCUACCGAAUAGAAGAGGAAGAGCUCACCGAAAUGUGCUAUUACGAAUUUAGAAGGGUAGAAAUUGCCUGAGAAAAUACGAAUUGAAGAUACAUGAAUUUGAGAUCUCGUUCCCCAAUCUCACAGAGCUCUCUUCGAAUUGCAAGAUAUGACGCUCAGAAUGUGUUUCGGCAGGACAAUGGAGACCUGAAGUUUCCCCGAAAACGAUUUUGCGUAAUCAAAAUGAUCGACAGAAACAUAGACGUAAGGACGUUUACGGUUUGGAAAAAGUACGCGAAAGGUUUCUAAAGAAAUUUCUUCGCAGUCUCAGUCAUCAUUUAACUUUAAUAGACGAAAGAAGCAGUACAAAUAAACAGCGUCUUACACGGGACUCUUCGAUAUUCGGUAGACGUUGGUAAACAUUCGCGGAAUCACAUAAGGAAGAAAGAUGGCAAAUGAAGCGAUCAUCCUGGAUCAAUUGAAGUUUCAAUCAAAUUUUGCGCGAAGGAAUCAAAGCCACGCAUUUCGCUAAUUAGUCGAUAAUGAAGAAUCUCUAGUCGUUAAAGAAGAGAGAAAAGUGGUGGACGGCUCAAUACGAAUUGACGACAAUGAAGAUGUAAAAAAAAGAAACACUCUAGCCACUACAAUGUUAGAUGUUCCUUGUACAUAACAUGAAUUUAUAUAUACCAUAAGGACGCCAAAGUUUGCUACUUUCUAAGAGAACUGUAUUUGCAUCACGCGUAUCGUUUAUCAUUUUCUUUUCAGGUUGGUGUGUUGAUAUCCACGCGUGACGUCGUGUUGUUGUAAUGUAGGGAAAAAUGAACGUAGGACAAAUAUUUCGAGAGCAUAACGAGUGAGUCUGUUCAUCGACGCUAAUAGAUUUUUCGAACUUUCGGUUUUCGUAUCUUUAAAUUCUAAAUUUCUCUCUUAUGUGAAACAUCUUGUGUGCACGCAGAGAAUUUUCUCUUCAAAUUUAUCCUGAAAGUCGCGCAAUCG
Messenger RNA from Vollenhovia emeryi, 3517 nucleotides. It is a transcript of the gene NLG-4, whose product is annotated as neuroligin-3-like. The record is from RefSeq and is a predicted model, not a curated record. NCBI's taxonomy places the organism in Eukaryota, Metazoa, Arthropoda, Insecta, Hymenoptera, Formicidae. The coding region runs from base 1 to 2319 and encodes 772 amino acids. Gene Ontology annotation, biological process: modulation of chemical synaptic transmission; chemical synaptic transmission; postsynaptic membrane assembly. Gene Ontology annotation, molecular function: neurexin family protein binding; signaling receptor activity. Gene Ontology annotation, cellular component: postsynaptic membrane; cell surface; synapse. The transcript has 10 exons.